GUAAUUUUGUCAGCCAUGUCUAAGCUACCACCCCAGUCAGCUGAUCUAUAUGAUGAUGCAGCUGUUUAUAACAUAUCAGACGAGGAUGAGGGUGAUGAAGUUGCUGUUUUUAACCUGUUGGAUGAAGAUGAUGAUAUUUUGGCUAAUGCUGAAGACAGUAUACAGGCAGGACAAAUGGAUACACAUGAAGAUGGUGCCAUUCAACUGGAUGAUAUUGAUUUUGAUGAAGAAAUGGCAGCGGAAGAUGAAGGAAAUAUUUCCAUUGGCAUCGAGCCAUCAACAAGUGAGGUGACAGAUGGAUUUGAUCCAGUCACAGGAAACCUGUGGAUAUACCCAACCAACUACUCCAUUAGGGAUUACCAAUACAACAUAGUUCAGAAGGCUCUGUACAACAACACCCUGGCUGUUCUCCCGACUGGUUUAGGCAAGACCUUCAUUGCAGCUGUGGUUAUGUACAACUUCUACCGCUGGUACCCGCAAGGGAAGAUUGUCUUCAUGGCGCCAACAAAGCCUCUGGUUGCCCAGCAGAUCACUGCCUGCUACAACAUCAUGGGCAUACCAAAACGUGAUACUGUUGAGAUGACAGGAACAAUGGCCCCUGCAAUAAGACAGAAAGCUUGGAAAGAGAAGAGAGUUGUCUUUCUUACCCCACAAGUUAUGACCAAUGACUUGAGUCGGGGCUCUUGUGUAGCUGAAAGCAUAAAAUGUCUGGUCAUUGAUGAGGCACACAAGGCUCUGGGAAAUCAUGCUUAUUGCCAGGUUGUGAAAGAACUUGUAAAGUUUACAAGACAGUUUAGGGUACUGGCACUAAGUGCCACACCAGGAAGUGAUCUCAAGGCAGUCCAGCAAGUCAUCAACAAUCUGUUGAUUAGUCACAUUGAGCUCAGGUCUGAGGAGUCUCUCGACAUACGACCCUACACACAUGAGAGGAAGGUGGAGAAGGUGGUUGUAUCUUUGGGAGAGGAGUUGGCUGGCAUUCGACUACAGUACAUUCAGAUAAUGAACCAUGUGAUUCAGAGACUGAUAAGGAAUAGAGUGGUCUACAACAGAGAGGCAACCAAACUCUCCAAGUUUCUUCUACUCAAAAGUAGAGAGGAGUUUAGGCAGAACCCACCAGCAAAUCUACCUCCUGCCCAACAUGGAACAAUAGAGGCAGACUUUGGACUGGCCAUUAGUUUAUACCAUGGCUAUGAACUGCUUCAUCAACAUGGUCUGCGAUCUUUGUACAACUAUCUGACUAGUAUCAUCACUGGGGUCAAAGGUCACGGCAAGACAAAAACUGAACUGCUGAGAAACGCAGAUUUUAACAAAAUUAUGGACGCCCUGAGAAGUAAAUUUUCUGACCAAAAAGGGAAAACUGGAGCCACUGACGUUAAAAUUGCAGUUGGACACCCAAAAAUGCAGAGACUUGAGGAAAUAGUUGUUGAACAUUUCAAGACAUUUGAAAAAAAAAAUGAGGAAACAAGAGUGAUGAUAUUUAGUCAGUACCGUGACAGCGUCCAGGAAAUAGCAGCCAUCCUUAAUCAACACCAGCCAUUGGUUAAAGUCAUGCCAUUCAUUGGCCAAUCUUCUGCUGGGAAAGUUACAAAAGGUUACACCCAAAAGGAGCAACUGUUGGUAAUGCAGCAGUUUCGCAGUGGCGGGUACAAUACACUGGUAUCAACAUGUGUUGGGGAAGAAGGUCUUGAUAUUGGGGAUGUUGAUCUUAUCGUAUGUUUUGAUGCCCACAAAAGCCCAAUCAGAUUGGUCCAACGUAUGGGCAGAACUGGUCGUAAAAGACAAGGCAGGAUUGUCAUGCUUGUGACUGAAGGGAAAGAAGAACAGAUUUACAACCAGAGCCAGUACUCCAAGAAAAGUAUUCACAAAGCCAUUUUGAAUGGGGCCAAAACACUUCACUUUUACCCCAGCAACCCGCGGAUGCUGCCUGCGUCACUUCACCCCAAAUGCCAUCAAAUGCACAUCACUGUAGCGUCCUCACAAAGUAAAGAAACAAAGAAAACUGCAACAAAACCCAGUGUGGCUAACAGAAGUAAACGAAUCUCUGACAUGUUUGGAAGCCGUGGAAUGAAGAAAGAUGCUUCUGAAGACUACCUUUUAGCUGAAGAGUUUGAAAGUAUCAAAGAAGAAUUUUCCUUAAUGGCAUCAACUGCUAGGCACAUACCAAGACCUAAGUGUAUUACAUUAACUAAAUCCAAGCCUCUUGCAGCUGAGAAAGUGAAUGUGAUAGACUUUGCUGAAUGGAUGCCAUGGCAGAACAGACUCCAGAAAACUUUUCUUGUUGGCCAUUCCAUUCAGAGUGAACAUUUGGUAAAAGAUGUCGAGUUCAUCGACCUGCAGUAUGCUGUUGGAGACCAUGAUGAUAGCUAUGGCUAUGAGCUGUCCAAGUACCUGGACAGUGAGGCAACAGACAUCUCUAAAGCUGGACAGAGCAGCAUUGUGUCCUUCCUGACCACCAGACCUGGGCCUAAGUCUAGUGAGAGAACAGCUGGCAAUAAAGUCAGGUGUAAGAAGAAAGUUAGGAAAAAAGAAAGUUUUGAUGCGGAGGUGGAUGAUGCAGCUCUCACUGAGUCCAUUGUGGUCAGCAGUGGCUCUAGUGGGGAUGAGCAACCUCGUCAGAAGAUGAAAGAUGGAACUGGUUCAAAGGCCAAAACUUUUAGCAAAACUCUGACCAGUAAAAGCCCUGUACUCAGAUCCAAAGUUUCUAAAAUGAGGACCAAUAACACUGCUAAAUUAAAAUCCAAAGGUAAGUUGGUCAAACCAAAAAAAUCUGGCACAUCUGUAUCUGAAGCAUCUGUGUCAGAGAGUGCAGUGGAUAACUGGACAGCUGACCGGAGGAAGAUCAGCAGAAGAUCUAUCCUAGAGAAACUAGAGACAGAGCUGCCUGGGAUAUCAAACAACCUUGACAUUGAAGACUUUGAGGAUACCUCCAGAGACCAAAGCUGUUGUUAUACUUUGUUGAAGAAGGCCUGCCAGACAGUGAGAGAGGAUUCGAACCCCCAUGUCAAUGCUCCUGUGGACACAGGGGCCCCACCUUGUGACGGAGCUGUAUCACCAACCUUCAACACACAUGGGAAAGAUGCCUGUGUUCCUGCUGACACAUCUGCCACAGUGGUACCAUCAGAUGUCCCUCCACCCCCUAACUGCUCACACGUGGCCAAAUUAUUUCAAGGGAUCAAGUCUGGGCUGGAGUUUUCUGACCUUGACAUUGAAGAGCUGGUGGAAAAGUGGCAGAGGUCAGAGAGAGAAGAAUGUCUGGCGUUAAUGAAGUCCAACCAUGACGAGUUCCUGCCCUCUCGCAGUCCCAUCUUGACCAAAAGCAUCUUGAAAAAUUCUUCCAAAAGUUUGAACCAGUCCUACAGACUUGACACAUCUUUUGAGAGCCAUUUGAUGAGCAAACAGUUGAAGUUGAAUGACCAUACAAACAUUGUACAAACUGUGUGCUGUAGAGAGACUAACUCAGGUGCUCACUGCAGGGGAAAGGCAACUAAUUCAGACCAGGAGAAAAAAGUUGUGCUGCCUCAGCUCUGCAACACUCCCAACUCAAGGCUUAAGGCAACAUCAGGUAAAGGCUUGAGACAGUGCUCAGCUCCUGCUGGCAAACUGGUCAGUAAAAGGUUGAAGUUUGCUGAAGAUGUCCAAUCGGAGACUAAAGAAGUGACCUUCAACUUGAGACUUCCAAAGGAGGACGAACACAUAGCUGAUUUUGUGGAGCCUACCACCCCAGCCAUAACCCACGAUGUUGAGCAGAAGGUUCAGGCAGACUUUAAUUUGUUUGACUUCAGCAUGGAGGAUGAUGAUAUUGACUGGGGUAGACUAGACGCUGUUUGUGUAGGGAGCAACAGGACACAGGCUGGUAGGGGCAUAGCUCAGACAUCACCUGCUUCAUGUCAGGCAAAAAUUGCUGCUCACACAGUUCACACACCUUCCAGUACUCAGGCAAAAACCUCCCACACACCUUCCAGUACUCAUAAGGCAAAAAUUGCUACCCACACCCCCUCAAGCACCAGCAAGGCAAAAAGCGCCAACAGCUCCCAUUCUGAGAGUUUCCUGACCUUCACCCAGGUGAUGGACUGUCUGGAGACCAGUUCUGCUUGCAGUAGCCAAAGUACACCUGGCCCAGUGACCACCAACAUCGCUGGUCUGGUCAGCCCAGCUCCAUCACAAGAUAUGCCAUCAUAUUUUGGUUUGCCUAACAGACCAAAAUAUUUUCAUUCCGAUUCAAAUUCUUCCACUCAGUGGGAAACUGUUAGCCAUGAGCAGAAAUACAUCAACAAAAUCAGUGUGGCAGAGAACAGGAAACUUUGUCAGGACUAUGAUGAGCCUUGUCUGUUUUCUACAGAAACAACCCCCACUAAACAGGAGACAACCCCCACUAAACAGGAAACAACCCCCACUAAACAGGAAACAACCCCAAUAAACCAGAAAGCCUCCCCUCCCACCCCUGGCAGUGACAACCUGGAGAUGCCCCAGUUUGAUUUAGGAUUUGACCUAGAUGAUGACAUCAUCCCACCCACACCUGACAAGAAUCUCUCCCAGACCUCAACUUUCUCUCUCAAAUAUCAGACUUCUGCUUGUGUGCUCUCAGCUGAUGUAAAAGACGAGGCAUUAAAACUGCCAGCACACAGUUACCAGAACAAACAAAACAGCCAAAGCUCAGCCUUUGAGCUGUGUGUGCAGGACGAUGAUACCAGUUACACCAGAGAAAGAAAGGAACUCCCUGAAAAAGUUUCCCCAAGUUUCAGCAGUGUGUGUAACUUUUCUCUGGGUGGUGACAGCUGCCAGUCUUCUCCAGACUCUCCUGUGUUGAACUCUUUCAUUGGUGCUGGUGCUAAACCUUUCUCUGGACACACUCGGCCUGUUGCCACAGUCCAGCCUGCGGUGGGGUGGACAGGGUCAAACUCUCCCCCACCCCGGCUUGUCAACAGUGGACAGUUGCAGGACAUGACAGUUGACUCAGCUGUGCUAGAUGCUGUCAGUGCUUGUCACUCUGAUAACCAGACAGCGCCCAUUAAACUGAAGCUGCCCUUCAACACUUACAGUACAAGUGUGUCAUCUCCUGAACAGCAAGAUGUCAACAAGUCACUAGACAUCAAGAAGACUGACAAAUGGACAGGCUACGACAAACAACAGUCACACCCUACAGGAGCGGAUGAGAGUGUGGUUAGUGCACAUAGGUCUAGUGUCAGCAAACCAAGGAAGUUGCAGCUAGGUAGGAAGAGAGACAGCACCAGCAAUAAAAGUGCCUCAUCUUCCAGUGACGGCCACUCACUUAGCCACCAAACUACCAAUGUAACCAGUGAUGGCCACUCACUUAGCCACCAAACUACCAAUGCAACCGGUGACGGCCACUCACUUAGCCACCAAACUGCUAAUGUAACCAGUGACGGCCACUCACUUAGCCACCAAACUGCUAAUGUAACCAGUGACCAUCUUUCUGUGUUGUCAAACUCUGAGGAUGAACUGGAGAAACAUUCUGAAAUGUUUUUCUCAAAGUCCAAGUUUAAACAACACAAGGCCAGCCCAGGUGUGUCUGUGCUCAGUCUGGCACCAGGUGAGGUGCAACACAAGGCCAGCCCAGGUGUAUCUGUGCUCAGUCUGGCACCAGGUGAGAGCAGACUGCUGAAGGCCAGUACACCUAAACGCCCCUUAGGUAGCCUGAGAAUCAGCUCAGGUAGUGAGCUAGAGCUGACCCCCAUUGAAAAGCCACAGACCAGAGACAAACAAGAUGACGAAGAAAGUUUUAUUAGACGAAGAAAAAAGAAGACAACAGUUAUAAAUUUCUCAACAGAUGAAGAUGAUGAAACAAGGGAAGUAACACACAAUACAUGGAUCAAAGCAUCAAAAAAGAAAGUGGAACCAUUACUUGAAGAUAUUGCAGCUUAUGAUCUCAGUGACUUUGAAGAAAAACCAAGUUAUAAUCUGCCAUCAAGAAAAAAAAUUAAAAUUGAAAGAAAAAAAUUGAAGGAAAAAGGUUUUAUAGAAGAGGAGGCGGAGGUGUCUGGGGACUCAGGCUCUUCUGAUGAAAGGGAAGAAGGCGAUGAUUUUUAUGAAGCCAGUUUUAUUGAUAACAACACAGAGCUAAUGCACAGUCAGAGCACAGAUAUGAGAGCUAUGUACUUAAAGUCAGUCAAGAGUCCAGUAUUGAAUGGAAUAGCUGGACGCUUCAAGCUUCAAUACAACAAGAAAGUUGAUGUGGAUAUUUACAGUCAGGCUGUACCUGAGGAUCAGGGCAUGUCAGAGUAUGAGGAGGACAGUUUUUGUGUUGGCAGUGAUGAUGUGGAUAGCUAUCUCUCCUCUGAUGAAUCUCACCCCAAGAAAUCCAAAAAAGUCAAGUCAAAGAAAGCAAGGAAGCUGCCAGGCAAACGACGUAUCCAUGUUGUGGUCAACUCCUCUAGCGAGGACGAGUCUGAGAGCUGUGUUGCUCUCACACAAGAGUUCAGUGUGGUGGGCCAUAAGAGAGCCAGUGUGGUGGGACAGAAGAGAGCCAGCGUGGUGGGCCAGAAGAGAGCCAGGCGGGCCCUACUUAGCAGCAGUGAUGAGGACAACAAAAGCACUGCUGGGGAUGUCACCACAAACAACAGUUUUAAUUUUUCUGUUCCUUCUGCCAAAGUGGUACACUCUCAUGCCAGUUUGGCAAUACAAAGUGAAAAUAAUAGUGCACUGCAAGCAGAAGUAUGCCAGGGGCUUGAAAAAUCUUCAUUCCAAGUUGACACAGGUAACUGUGGUAAUGAAGAUAAUCAGCUGAUAAAUGGGAAUUGGAGUCUGUUUGAAGAGGAAGAUUGGUUUGCUGAUUUGGAUGACAACCAGUUGAAAACAGAUGUUUCUGACAACCCUCCAGCCUCAUCCAGUCAGAUAAAGAAAGACAGCGGUGAUGGUGGCAACAUUGGGCAUGACAAAAGUAGAGGAGAUCAGAGUGGAGACGGCAUUGUCUCCCCUGGUUUGUUGGACAGAAGAAGUUUUAAUGUGAAUCCUGUUGGUAACAAAGAUGGAUCAGCAACCACCACAUCAUCUAACUCAGCUACCACAUCAGCAACCACCACAUCAUCUAACUCAGCUACCACAUCAGCAACCACCACAUCAACAUCUACCUCAUCCACCACUACAGCAUCCACCUCUGCGACCACAUCAACACCUUGUGGUGACAGGUCAGAUUCUUGCGCACCAGAUUUGUCAAGCAGUUCCUGCGAGAAAACAAAACCUCCAUGUGUGCUCACCAGAGAGGAGAGACUGAAAAAACAGAAAGAAAAACAAGAAAAAUUUAGGCAGAAGUUGAAGCAGGUGCAGCAGAGUUGUGGUAACCUCAGCUCAACAGACCAGACAGCACAUCAGACAGCACAUAACACAACAGCUGACAACAGUUCCCCUCCAAACGUUGGGUCCCUGUCUGAUACCUCUUUCACCAAACUUGUAGCUUCAAAAAGAGUGGAAGAACAACUCCAGAUCUUAGUGGACUCAAGGGAGAUAAGUGGAGCACAGGACAUCAUAUCCAACCUGCGCCAGAAACACAACAUCAAGGUCACGGCCAGACAGCUGUCUUCAUGCGACUACAUGCUCAGUAAUUAUAUGGCUGCUGACAGGAUGCACUGGUCAGUGUUCAGCAACAGCAGCAACCGCAGCAAGAUGACCUCCCGCCUCAGUGAGAUGCAGUCCUUGUAUGACACCUGUGUUUUAGUUGUGGAGACGGACAAGGUCAAAUCUGGCCAGGAGAAAGUGAAAAAAUCCAGAAAUCACACCAAAUAUUUAGAUGUUACAAUGGCGAGUCUAAUUAAGACUGGAAUCAAAAUGUAUUUUACUGAUAAUGUUGGCAAGUCUUAG
Molecule: messenger RNA, 7815 nt
Organism: Physella acuta
Lineage: Eukaryota; Metazoa; Mollusca; Gastropoda; Physidae
Product: serine-rich adhesin for platelets
Biological process (GO): interstrand cross-link repair; double-strand break repair via synthesis-dependent strand annealing
Molecular function (GO): four-way junction DNA binding; 3'-5' DNA helicase activity; nuclease activity
Source: RefSeq, a predicted model, not a curated record